Molecule: messenger RNA, 4636 nt
Organism: Sphaeramia orbicularis (orbiculate cardinalfish)
Lineage: Eukaryota; Metazoa; Chordata; Actinopteri; Kurtiformes; Apogonidae
Product: collagen alpha-1(XVIII) chain-like
Exons: 42
Coding region: 233-4402 (1389 amino acids)
Biological process (GO): extracellular matrix organization
Molecular function (GO): extracellular matrix structural constituent conferring tensile strength
Source: RefSeq, a predicted model, not a curated record
UCAUGAGGGAGUUUGGAGCAGCCAUACACUUGGACUCCAGAGGGAGGGUCUCUGAGUGUGAGAUUUUUAUGUCUGUGCUUCCAUUCAGUGGAUGCUCAGUGGCCCUUGCACAGCUUGGAUUUAACUGUUGAGCGGCUGGUUAACAGGUGGCGUGGUGGGAAACAGUGAGAGCUCUGUGUGGCGUUCGGUAGCUCUCUGAGACUCUUGGACGGCUGCUGCAGGACUGAGCGGCAUGGCCAGGAUCCAGAUCCUUCUCCUGGUUCUCUGUGUGGGGAGCCUGGAGGCCUGGUGGUGGGUCACAGAUACAGAAACCACCACGGAGACCCCGACAAACACGAUGGCAGAAGGAACAACAGCUGGCACCGUCACACCUGGUGGUAAAAAGGAGGAGGAGGAGGAUGACAACUUGUCUGGGGUUGGGGAAGAAAUCAUCAACGUGGCCAGUGGAAUCCGUAAGUUUGUCGCGGCGUGGGAUGCAUCGCCGACCCCAACCCCGACCAUAACCCCGACCCCAACCCCAACCAAUGGAACUGCUACUAACGGAAGCCUGACAGAGGUGGAGAGCGCUAACCCUAACACAACGGGAGGAAGUGGUUUUUCUUUCCUCCAGCUCAUUGGCGACCCGUUGCCUGAUGAGGUCACCAGGGCGUUCGGACCUCGAGGAGAGGCCACCUACGUCUUCACCUCUGCGGCGGUGUCGGGUCAGCCGGCUCUGGCCCUCGUCCCCAACCCUUUUUACCGCCACUUCUCCCUCCUCUUCCACAUCAAACCCACCUCCCCCUCCGCCUCCGUCCUCUUCUCCAUCACCGAUGGGCCGCAGAAGAUCAUGUACAUCGCCGUCAAACUCAGCGCUGUGCGGUCGGGUCGCCAGAAAGUGCAGUUCUUCUACACGGAACCCGACUCUGAGGCAUCGUACGAGGCGGCCAGCUUCGACGUGCCGAGCCUGGUGGGCACCUGGACUCGCUUCUCGCUGUCAGUCUUCGAGGAGCAGGUGACCUUUUACCAGGGAUGUGACUCCGAGCCCCAGGUGGUGAAGUUCGAGCGAUCGCCAGACCUCAUGGAGCUUGAUACGGCUUCAGGGAUCUUUGUGGGUCAGGCUGGAGGAGCUGAUCCUGACAAAUUCCAGGGAGAGAUUGCAGACCUGAGGUUGGUGGGAAACCCUCGUGCCGCUGAGCGUUUGUGCGAGGAUGAGGACGACUAUGACGCCUCUGGAGACUUUGGCAGUGGAGACGGCGAGAGGAGACAGACGGGUCACACUGUGAAGACCACCCCUGUACCCUUCCGGCCGGUGCCAGAGCCCCCACUCAUCCCCUCACAUGGAAGCAGACUCUCAGGUGCAGGCGGCGCCAAAGGUGAAAAAGGAGACAGAGGAGAGAAAGGUGCAAAGGGCGACCGAGGCCUCACAGGACUGAAGGGAGAGCCCGGGUCCAGCUUUGGUUCCUCUGGUUCCUCCUCACAGGGCGGAGAACGAGGACAGAAGGGGGAAAAAGGUGCAAAGGGUAGCUCAGGUAUCGGAUACCCUGGUAAUAAAGGAGAACGGGGGUCUCAGGGACCCCCCGGCCCAGCUGGACCCCCAGGACCUGCAGCAGAGGUGGUCCGACUUGGGGAUGGUUCUGUGGUGCAGCAGGUGGCUGGACCUGCUGGACCACCAGGGCGUCCAGGGACAGACGGGCCCCCGGGACCCUCAGGAGCUGAUGGGGAGCCUGGUGAUCCAGGAGAGGACGGAAAAGCUGGUCCAUCGGGCCCUAGAGGUUUCCCAGGAACUCCAGGAAGUUCUGGUCCCAAAGGACAAAAGGGUGAGCGUGGAGACGGACCACCAGGACCCAGAGGUCCCCCAGGACCACCAGGACCUCCUGGACCAGGCACCGGUGACCGCCCCACAUUUUUUGACAUGGAGGGCUCAGGAUUCCCAGACCUGGACAAAAUACGGGGCCCCCGUGGUCCUCCGGGCCCCCCUGGUCCCCCUGGCCCUCCUGGUACAUCAGUGGCAAUCGGGGCCAAUGGUCCAAUAGCCGUUGGACCUCCUGGACCCCCUGGACUGGAUGGAGCCCCUGGUCUACCAGGUCCUCCUGGUCCUCCUGGUCUACCGGGCCGACCUGGAGCCACAGGAGUGAAGGGUGACACUGGAGACCUUGGUCUUCCAGGAGCAGCUGGAGAAAAACAAGAGACACAAGACUCCAACUUUUUCACGGGCCUCUUCUCUUACUUUACUCCUGGGUCACAGGGUUCUCAGGGCGACCCAGGAAAUCCAGGCAACCCGGGACAGACUGGACUGGCAGGGCUUCCAGGUCCAAUGGGACCAGUUGGACCUCCAGGGCCACCGGGACCACCAGGACCCCCCUAUGGCUACGAUGGAUAUGAGGGCAACAACGGCCUACCUGGUCUCAGAGGACCACCCGGACCACAGGGCCCACCGGGUAUUGCAGGUCUACCAGGUAAACCAGGUUUACCAGGCAGCCAUGGAAAUAAAGGAGCAGAAGGACCACGGGGCCCAACUGGGAUUGCAGGUCUGGACGGGUUUCCUGGACAACCGGGUGAAAAAGGAGACCGAGGAGAAAAAGGAGAGAGGGGUCUGCCAGGGCGGGAGGGUGGCCCACCUGGACCUCCAGGGCCUCCUGGACCUCCAGGACGGAUCGUCCACCAACCAACAGGAGAUUAUAACGACGUAUAUUGGAACGAAGGGUGGGAGGGAACAGCUGGUCUCCCAGGUCGAGCAGGUUUCCCGGGCCCAGUGGGAGCAAAGGGAGAAAAAGGAGAUAGAGGUCCUGAGGGAUAUGCACCCAAGGGGGAGAAAGGAGAACCUGGAAUCAUCCUGGGACCGGAUGGCAGACCCAUGUACCUGGGUGGCCUGGCUGGAAAACAGGGGGACAUGGGGCCUCCUGGUCCUGAGGGGCCUCCAGGUCCUUAUGGUCCACAGGGGCCUAAAGGAGAGAUUGGGUUCCCAGGUAGACCAGGUCGUCCAGGCCUGAACGGAGCCAAAGGAGAGAAAGGAGACUCAGGCAGUGGAAGUGGAUAUGGUUACCCUGGUCCUCCAGGUCCACCAGGCCCCCCCGGACCUCCUGGUCCUGUCGACAGACUCAGAGGCUAUGAUGACUAUUCCAGAUAUCAAACUGGAGCUUCUAAAGGGGAGAAAGGUGAACCAGGAAUCCCAGGUCUACCAGGUGACGGCUCAAACUUUGACAUUCAUACUUACAUGAGUUACCUCAAGGGUGAACCUGGAACUCCAGGCUUUAAAGGAGAAAAAGGUGAGCCAGGUGGGGGUUAUUAUGACCCCCGGUAUGGAGGAAAUGGAUUUGGAGCUCCAGGAGUGCCCGGACCACCGGGUCCUAAAGGAGAUGCCAUCAUUGGGCCACAAGGGCCUCCGGGGCCACCUGGUCCACCAGGAAGAGGCUAUGAUGGUCAGCCUGGACCACCAGGACCUCCUGGACCUCCAGGCCCAUUCCUAUCAGGAACUUCCAGAGGCACACAGACCAUUAGUAUACCUGGACCCCCGGGACCACCUGGGGCACCUGGUUUACCUGGACACUCGUCAGGGGUGACAAUACUGAGGUCCUACGACACCAUGACGGCCACGGCCAGACGGCAGCCUGAAGGCUCCCUGGUCUACAUCCUGGACCAGACAGACCUCUACUUACGGGUCCGAGAUGGAGUCCGCCAAGUCCAGCUUGGAAGCUACAUUGCUUUGCCUCCUGAGAAUGGUAAUGAGGUUGCAGCUGUGGAGCCCCCACCGGUCGUUCCGUACUCCCCAGAUCAGCACUCCAACCCUGGCACCUCCGCACAUGAUGCCCAGAGGCAUCCAGAGAGUCCAGUUCACCCCCAUCCAGAUCAACAUCAUCCACAACCCCCCCACCCCGGGUACCCAACCCACCCAGAUCCAUAUCAUCCACAACCAUCCCACCCUGAAAACCCAACCCAUGCUGAAACACAUCAUCCACAACCCCCCUACCCUGGAUACCCAACCUACCCUGACCCACGCUAUCCAACCCACCGGAUCCACGGUACCCAGCACCAACUGAUCCCAGGUUUCCCAGUUACACAGACGGUUAAACAGCCAGAUGGUAGGUAUUCUACUGCCUAUGAACACCACACUUACCCACACCACCGCUACCCGGUCAACCCUCAGAGAAGACCAACCUCCUUCUGUGCCCCAGACUUCCGGUCCACCAUCACACACUCAGGUCCAGGGCUCCACCUCAUCGCCCUCAACAGCCCACAGACUGGCGCCAUGCGGGGCGUCCACAGGGCAGACUUCAUGUGCUUCACCCAGGCUCAAGCCAUCGGGAUGAAAGGAACCUUCCGAGCCUUCCUGUCCGCCAAACUCCAGGACCUCCAGAGCAUCGUACGCAAGGCCGACAGGAACAGUGUACCAAUAGUCAACCUGAAGGAUGAGGGUUCUGUUUGACAACUGGGACGCCAUUUCAACGAUGGCAGGAUGAAGGACAACGUGUCGCUCUACUCAUUUGAUGGGAAGGACGUCCUCAGGGACAACACGUGGCCGGAGAAGAUGAUGUGGCACGGUUCGACCAGCUCGGGUCAGCGCCACAUCGACAGCUACUGCGAGACGUGGCGCGUGGCCGACCAGGCGCUGACCGGCAUGGCGUCGUCCCUGCAGAGCGGCAGCCUCCUCCAGCAGAAC